CACGGUGAAGGUGAGGCGAACAACAUCCACAACCAAAUACUCCGGCGUUUCUUUUCCAUAAUGCUGACACUGAACGCGCGCUUCUGGGGUUGUUUUGAUGCCCGGUAAUAUUUGGUGACCUGCAAACCCUCCGUUCUCCCGCUCAUCACUGAACAAAUGUGCAUUUUUGCACGUGUUACAUUCAGAUUGUUUGGAUCAGUGAGUAAAGUUAAGAAGCGGCGGUGCUUUUUAACUUGUUGCGCGGUGAUGCAAGUGUCCUCUUGCGCAAGAGAAUGAUUUAUGAGCCAGUUAUUAUACGUACGAUUUCUUCUUCGAGCUGUUUGACUGGCAAAAGUUGCUUUAGGAUGGGCUCAAGGAACGAGGUCCAUUCUCAACCUGCCGUACAGUCUGAGCAAUUAAGUUAGAAUUUGGACUACCGGAGCUACCCAAAGAAGCAAGAGUUGGAUGUGGAUGUGGAUGUGGAUGUUCUUGGGUUGAAAUACGUCUUUAUAAGUGUAAAUUAUAUUGAUUUCCUAACAACUGAUCCUGAAGAUGUCGGAGUCUUACGAGGACGGGGUGUGCGGAGAUGGAGCUCCGGACUUUAUCCCACCGAGAGCGCUUCGAUCAGGCCGCCGGAGUGGAGUCGCCGUGCCGCUGGUGGAGCGCGACGACGCGGCGCUCCUGGAGUCAGUGAAAGCGGCACCGAGGAGGAGCAGCAUCAUUAAGGACCCGUCAGUGGCCAAGGUCAGUGGAGGGAGGAAGAAAACGGUCUCUUUCAGCAGUAUGCCAUCAGAAAAGAAGGUUAGCAGUGCUGCAGAUUGCCUGGCCUUCAUGCAAGGUGGCUGCGAGCUAAAGAAGGUGCGACCCAACUCGCGCAUCUACUCGCGAUUCUACACUCUGGACACAGAACUGGCCUGCCUACGUUGGGAACCCUCCAAGAAAGAUGGAGACAGAGCACGACUUGAUAUAUCCGCCAUUCGUGAGGUCCGCACUGGGAAAAGCACAGAGACCUUCAUCCAUAAUGGCCCAUUAGAUCACCUGGCUGAAGAAGCAGCCUUCUCUAUCAUUCAUGGUGAUGAGUAUCAGUCCCUGGACCUUGUUGCUCUUUCUGCCGAUGUGGCCAACAUCUGGGUGACAGGAAUGCGGUACCUGUUGUCUCACCCUGGUGCCAUCGGUGCAGGUAGUGGAGGGGAUGGUGGGGUAGGUGACGGCAGCAUUGGGAGCAAGAUGAGGAGGAACUGGUUGGCAGCUGAGUUUGCUCUGGUUGAUGAGGAUGGACACGGAAUUGUGUCUGAAGAUACAGCAGUGGCCACAAUCUGUAAACUCUGCCCUGGCAUUAAAGAAGCAAAGGUGCGUUUGCGCUUCAAGGAAAUUCAGAGGAGCAAAGAGAAGCUAACUUCCCACGUUACGCUGGAAGAGUUCCAGGAGGCCUACUGUGAGUUGUGUACACGACCUGAUGUCUAUUUUUUGCUAGUGCAACUCUCUAAAGACCGAGAGUGCCUUGACGCCCAGGACCUGCGUCUUUUCCUGGAGUCAGAACAAGGUCUGUCAUUGGCCACCACUGAAGGCUGCUUGGAGCUUCUUCGCCUAUUUGAGCCAUCUGCAGCAGGACGUGAGCGAGGUCUUCUGGGCUUGGAUGGCUUUGCUCGCUACCUACAGUCAGCUGAGUGCCAGUUAUUAGACCCGGAGCACCAGAAUGUGUGCCAGGACAUGAAGAUGCCCCUGUCUCAUUAUUUCAUCAGUGCCUCCUACCGCUCCUACCUGCUGGAUGACCAAGUGCAUGGCCGGGCUGAUCUUGGUGGUCUCACUCGAGCCUUGCAGGCUGGCUGUCGUUGUCUAGAAUUGGGUGUCACUGAUGGGCCAGAAGGAGAGCCACUGUUGGGUGUAGACCAUGGUGCUGAAGUAAAGCAUCAUCACCACCACCAUCACCACCACCACCACCAUCAUGGUUCUGUUACUCUGCGCAGUGCCCUGGAAGUAGUCAAUAAGUAUGCUUUUCUCACCUCUCAGUAUCCUUUGUUGCUGUAUCUGUGUCAGCGUUGUUCACCUUCCCAGCAACGUACUCUUGCGCAACACCUAAAAAAAGUUUUUGGAUCCAAGCUCUAUACCCCUGAAUCUCUGCCUGUUAGUUUGGGAGGUCGUGCGACUACUUUGCCAUCUCCAGAACAACUGAAGGGCAAGGUGCUUCUUGUUGGAAAGAAGCUUCCCCCAGAAGAGGAAGGUUCGGAAGGAGAGGUUUCUGAGGAGGAUGAGGAGAUUGGCGGUGGUGGUCCUCUGGCUGGCCGAAGGAUGACUAUUCCUGGGGAAGAGGAAUUGGGGGUAGUCCUUGUUGUCCCACCGCCCCCACAGCCAAGGCGCCUCCGAUUGCGUCAUGAAUUGUCUGAUCUUGUUGCAGUUGCUCGUACUGGAAGUCGCAACUUUUAUGCUCAUCGGGCGAGUAUUCUGCCAUCCCAACAACAUUCACCCCCAUCAACUCCUUCUACACCAGGUACACCUUUGAACAUUGAUCUCUCCUACUGGACCCUAUGCUCUCUCGGGGAAGGGGAGGCAGGAAGGCUGGCUAGUGAGAGUCCAGAGGAGCUGGUGAGCUUUACCAAGCGCAAUCUAACCCGUGUGAGGCCCAGCUCAGUAAGACUAGACUCUAGCAACCCAAACCCUCAAGGCUACUGGAAGGGGGGCGUGCAACUGGUGGCACUCAACCAGCAGACGCCAGGUGCCAUGCUAGACCUGAACCGUGGCCGUUUUAUGCAGAAUGGUGGGUGUGGGUAUGUGCUUCGUCCAGCAGUCAUGCGAGAGGAGGUUUCUUACUUCAGUGCUCAGUCGCAGGGCUGCGUGCCUGGAGUACCACCACAAACACUCAGGGUGAAGGUCAUUAGUGCCCAUAGUCUACCCAAGCCACAAGGCUCUGGUGCCAAAGGCGAGGUCAUUGACCCAUAUGUGGUGCUGGAACUGCAUGGUGUGCCUGCAGACUGCACAGAGCAGAGAACUCGCACUGCUGCCCAAAACCAGGAUGAUCCACUGUUUGACGAGACCUUUGAGUUCCAGGUGAACAUGCCUGAACUAGCCCUGCUGCGUUUCGUUGUUCUGGAUGAUGAUUAUAUAGGCGACGACUUCAUUGGCCAGUACACCAUCGCGUUUGAGUGUCUACAGCCCGGUUACAGAAAUGUGCCCUUGCUGGGCCUCGCUGGAGACCCUUUGCCCCAUGCCAGCCUGUUCAUACACAUCGCCAUCACCAACCGCAGAGGUGGAGGAAAGGCUCAGAGACGGGGUCUGUCCGUUCGAAGAGGUGUGCGGCGGGGACGAGAGUAUGUCACCCUGCGUAACACGGGCAUCAAGGUGCUAGAUGACACUUUCCGGCCUGCCAGCGGGCCUCUGCGAGAGGCUACAGACCUGAGGGAGGAUGCAUUGAGCGCUACAGCGGCUUUUAAAGAGCAGUGUGGGCUCCCCCCAAUGGCCACACUCAAGCAGUGCAUCCAGAGCUUGGCCACAAGAUUGCAGAGUCCAGACGGGCCCCCAGGGGCCACACUCACUCUGAAGGAUGGCUACCCGUUCCUGGAACCUGCGGGCAACUUGACUGACGCCACUCGUAAGCUGCUAAAUGGUUAUGACACGAUGAUCUCCGCCAACAAACAGCUGAUUGAGAAUGCAGAUGGAGUGCAGGAGAAAAUCGCACAAGUGCAAAAGGAAGGAAUGGUGUUUCAUGAAGAUCUGCCCAGGUUAGGAGAAAAGGAGAAUCUGAAGGGUCGCAAACAGAGUAAAGCUGUGGAAAGUUUCGCCUGGAACAUCACGGUGCUGAAGGGUCAGUGUGAUCUCCUGCGUAGUGCUAAAAUAGAUGCUUUGGAUACGUUAAGGCAGCUGGCAUUGGCCUGUGAAGCAUCCGGCCUGAUUGUGACCUCUGACGGUCAGUACACUUCUCAUGGCCUGUCCUCCAGACGCGGCAGCAGCCACGGAAACGGACGCAUCUGAGCCGAAGAGACAUGCAGAGAGAUGGAGAGAGCAUUUAUUCAUAGGUGAAUGAAUGGUUGAAUGAUGAACGGAGAGAUGUACAGGUGUCUCAGCAGGAGAGAUGCUAACAUGGACAGUAGUCCUUUUAUUGAAGCGGGUGCUUGAGGUUAUUUGAGGACAAAAUAAGGAAUGUUCUUAUCAAGACAUGCUGAAUGAAGGACGUAAGAGGAAUUAAAGCAAAUUCCUUUGUGAUAUAAGAUGACUGAUGUAAACAAGAUUUUGCUGGAAUGAAUAACAUUCCUGCGAUUGUUUAAUGUCGAACUCCUCACAAGCUAAAAAGGGAGAAACAUCAAGAGAAGAUGGAGCAUUUCAGAGAACAAACUACUCUUUUGAAUACAGAAGACCCAUCAGUCUUUUCCCUAGUUCACGUCUAAGCCACCAAAGCGUGAGGUUUGUUUACUCAGGUUAGCACAAACACAUUUCAGAAACAUAUUCUGAGGGUCUACCAUUGGUCUGCAUCACCUCCAGGGCUCGCUCACCCUCUGUUCUGUCACUCAAGUUGAUUGACAGGUGGCGUCCACCAGCAGGACAGCAUCGUUUCUGCCUUGAGACCUCUCCAGCUCAGCAUGGAUGGGAUAUUUCUGGAGCCUCCCUGUCGGAGGGAACUUUAUCCUCAUCCUCCAUCUUCACCAGUACCACAGAUUAUUUUCAGCUCAUUAACAAUGCAGAAUGAACUCAAGAAGUCGUUGUUAAAAUACAGAUCAGUGCUCCCUAACAGUGUUAACCGAGCCUGUUGCUCAAUGGGAUGUGGAGUACCGAUUACACCACAUAUGCUUGUUAUACGUGCAGAGUUCAGCACCUGGAACAAGAACAAUGUUAAAAAAUCAGUGGGUCAAGUGUGAGAUCAGUUCCAACAUACUUUCCUUGGCUUGGUUGGAUGGUAGCUUCUGAAUGGUAGCUAUAUCCAUUGGUGUGGUUGUUAUCACGUCAUAACGAAGAGAAAAUAAUACUAAAUUAUUGCUGGAUGUCUGAAAAAAAAAACCUAACUCUUAACAGCUUUAAGCACUAAGAGGACUAAAGUAGAUCUAAAGUGUAAACUGUUUUACAACUUUCAUUGUGUAACACUUGUCAGUGUUGUGAUAGGCAAGGAAAACAUUGGCAGCAUUUGUCUACUGCCAUCAGAUACACUUACAAUAGUCUAGUUUUGAGGUUUGCACCUUUUCACGUUAACAAGAGUAACAGAAAUUAGAUAUGUGAGAUUGGAAAAAGUAUAUAUA
This is a messenger RNA of Danio aesculapii, 5201 nucleotides long. RefSeq names its product phospholipase C like 1 (gene plcl1). Gene Ontology annotation, molecular function: phosphatidylinositol-4,5-bisphosphate phospholipase C activity. The record is from RefSeq and is a predicted model, not a curated record. Gene Ontology annotation, biological process: lipid metabolic process; intracellular signal transduction. NCBI's taxonomy places the organism in Eukaryota, Metazoa, Chordata, Actinopteri, Cypriniformes, Danionidae. Bases 532 to 3945 code for a protein of 1137 amino acids. The transcript is spliced from 8 exons.